Molecule: messenger RNA, 1750 nt
Organism: Zea mays
Lineage: Eukaryota; Viridiplantae; Streptophyta; Magnoliopsida; Poales; Poaceae
Exons: 10
Coding region: 296-1480 (394 amino acids)
Source: RefSeq, marked validated
AUACGGUGGAGGAGAGGGGAGGCGGGGAAAAAGCAUGCGAAUUAUUCGAGGCGGCUUUAUGGUCGGACGGAUCACCCCCAGCAAGGAGCCGCCACCCGCCACUCCGCCAGAGCAUUGCAGCGCCAGCCACCUCGCCCCCUCUCGCUGUCCCGCACCACCCGCUCCGAGGGAAGGAGAGGUAACCGGUGGCGGGCGCGGCGGCGAGCGGAGAUCCCGGGAACUCCGAUCGAGCGCAAGCGGCGGGACCUGCGGGAGCAGAGAGCGCGCAGGGAGGAGAAGUGAGUAGCGUGGUUCGAUGGUAAGGGAGACGGGAUACUACGACGUGCUGGAAGUGAGCCCGACGGCCUCCGAGGCCGAGAUCAAGAAGGCAUACUACGUCAAGGCGAGGCAGGUCCAUCCGGACAAGAACCCAGAUGAUCCGCUUGCGGCGGCGAGGUUCCAGGAAUUGGGGGAGGCAUACCAAGUGCUCAGUAAUCCCAAGCAGCGUGAAGACUAUGACUUACAUGGGAAACCUGGUAUUUCAACGGAAGCGAUAAUUGAUCCUGCAGCAAUUUUUGCGAUGCUGUUCGGUAGCGAGCUUUUUGAGGACUACAUUGGUCAGCUGGCGAUGGCAUCCAUGGCUUCACUUGAUGGUUUUACUGAAAACGAACAGAUCGAUCCAAGAAGGUUGCAAGAGCAAAUGCGAGUUGUACAAAAAGAAAGAGAGGAGAAACUUGCAGAGGCACUAAAAGAUAGGUUGCAUCUUUAUGUUCAAGGAAACAAAGAGGAAUUUAUCCAGUAUGCUGAUGCUGAGGUUACUAGACUCUCUAAUGCCGCAUACGGUGUUGAUAUGUUGAGUACUAUUGGUUAUGUGUAUUCGAGACAAGCUUCUAAGGAGCUUGGAAAGCAAGCUAAAUAUCUUGGUGUUCCAUUUAUUGCUGAAUGGUUCAGAAACAAAGGGCAUUCUAUUAAAUCCCAAAUAACUGCUGCAACAGGUGCAUUAGCUCUUAUGCAGCUGCAGGAAGACUGGAGAAAGCAUCUCAGUGAUGAGUGCCACUACAAUGAAGAGGAACUGGAGGCUUACAUGCUGACACAUAAGAGUGUUAUGGUGGACUCGUUAUGGAAGCUUAAUGUUGCUGAUAUAGAGGAAACCCUGUCACAUGUGUGUCAAAUGGUGCUUCAUGACAGCAGUGCCAGGAAAGAGGAACUGCGAGUUCGAGCUAAAGGAUUGAAAACUUUAGGCAAAAUAUUCCAUCAAGCCAAGCUUAGCACUGCUGAGGGAGAUCCAGCAGCAAUGAAUAAUACAAUAAAUAACUUGGAUGAGAAUGAUGAUAGUUCACCGGAGUCAUCUCCAAGAUCUCCCAGGGACCAAAUGUUCGAUACAAACCCACCUUAUUCCCAGAGUCCAUACGUGGAGGCCCCUGAGUUGGGCGGGUAUUUUUCCUUCGACUUCCCAAUGCCUAUCGCUCCGCCUGGCGCGCAGAGGGACCCUAUUCCGUGACCGCCGUGAGUGCGGCGGCUCUGUUUUGUGUGGAUCGUCAUUUUGUACAAUAUUGCCUGUGUAAAUCAUUUUUAUCUGUAACAUUAGUAGCAGUAGUGUGAGACAGCAGCUUGGCACCCAUUGCAUCUUUUCUUUUCUUUUUCUUCGUGUAAUCAAUCAAUCAAGCAUGCGACGACGGCAGCCUUGUGUUGUUCGUAGGGCUUGGUCUGCUUCUGGCCACGGGUCAGCCAUUGGUGUACAUGAACUACCACCUCUUUGUUUCUUGUGUUU